GUGCACUCUAAAAUUUGGUGGAGUAAAUCCGAGUUACUUGUGGGAGGGGAAACAAAUAAACCUCAUCCGUCAUCACUACCACCUUAAAACAAAGAGAGAAAACCCAAAAUCAACAUAAGUAUCAGUAUUAGUGUAUUAGCAAAGCAACAACAAUGGCGUCUUCUUACUCAGAAUUUAAAGGCCAACCUCGUCUUCCCAAAUUCGCUUCUCCAAAACGUUACGACAUCCGCCUCAAACCCGACCUUGUUGCCUGCAUAUUUGAUGGUGUCGUUGCCAUUGAUGUUGAUGUUGUUUCGCCCACCAAAUACCUCGUCCUCAAUGCUGCUGAUCUCAGUGUUGAUUCGUCUUCUGUUUUCUUCAAACUCAAGUCAACUUCUCUGGAAAUCCGAGCAUCUGGAGUGGGAUUGAUUGAAGCAGAUGAGAUAUUAGUUGUUGAAUUCGGACAAGAACUCCCUGUCGGAAUCGGGAUUUUGAAUAUUUCUUUUCAAGGAACCCUAAAUGAUCAAAUGAAAGGAUUUUACAGGAGUGUAUAUGAGAUUAAUGGCGAGAAAAAGAACAUGGCGACCACUCAAUUCGAACCAGCUGAUGCACGACGGUGUUUUCCUUGCUGGGAUGAACCAGCUGCUAAGGCUACAUUCAAGAUUACUUUAGAUGUGCCUUCCGAUCUUGUGGCACUCUCGAAUAUGCCUGUCAUUGAAGAAAAGAAAGAAGGGGAUAUUAAGACAGUUUAUUUCCAGGAGUCUCCAAUAAUGUCAACAUAUCUGGUUGCUGUAGUUGUGGGUUUAUUUGAUUUUGUGGAAAGUCACACCUCUGAUGGUAUUAAAGUUAGAUGCUAUUGUCAAGUUGGCAAGACAGAACAAGGAAAGUUUGCUUUGGAGGUUGCCGUUAAGACUCUUGAAUUAUAUGAAAAGUAUUUUGAUGUGCCUUAUGCCCUACCCAAAUUGGAUAUGAUUGCUAUUCCUGAUUUUGCUGCUGGAGCCAUGGAAAACUAUGGUUUGGUUACAUAUCGUGAAAGUGCUUUGCUAUAUGAUGAGAAGAACUCGGCUGCUGCUUACAAGCAAAGGGUUGCUAUUGUGGUUGCUCAUGAAUUGGCUCAUCAAUGGUUUGGCAAUCUUGUGACAAUGGAAUGGUGGACACAUUUAUGGCUGAAUGAGGGAUUUGCGACAUGGGUAUCUUAUUUAGCAGCUGAUGCUUUAUUUCCCGAAUGGAAAAUUUGGACUCAGUUUCUUGACCAGACUACUGAUGGACUUAGGCUGGAUGGUCUUUCGGAAUCUCAUCCUAUAGAGGUGGAGAUUAACCAUGCAAGUGAAAUUGAUGAAAUAUUUGAUGCCAUCAGCUACAGGAAAGGUGCUUCUCUCAUUAGGAUGCUUCAAAGCUAUCUUGGCGCUGAUCCUUUUCAGAGAGCUCUAGCAUGCUAUAUAAAGAAAUAUGCUUGCUCUAAUGCCAAGACAGAAGACUUAUGGGCUGUUCUUGAGGAAGUAUCUGGUGAACCAGUAAAGGAAUUAAUGAAUUCAUGGACACAGCAGAAAGGUUAUCCUGUUAUAUCUGUGAGCGUCAGAGACGAAAAGCUGGAGUUAGAGCAGGCACACUUUUUGUUGAGUGGUUCCCCUAGUGAUAGCCAGUGGAUUGUCCCAAUAACAUUAUGCUGCGGAUCUUAUGAUAAUCAUCAUAGUUUUCUCCUGAAAGAAAAAUCUGGAAGUCUUGAUAUUGUCGGGUCUUCUUGGAUUAAGUUUAACGUGGACCAAACAGGAUUUUAUAGAGUGAAAUAUGAUAACAUACUGGAAGCCAAACUUAGGGAUGCUAUAGAGAGAGGUCAAUUGUCUGCAACUGAUAGAUUCGGUGUUUUGGAUGAUACAUUUGCCCUCUGUACGAGUGGUCAACAAUCUCUGACAUCUUUGUUGACUUUGGUAGCUUCAUUCAGAGAGGAAACUGACUAUACUGUUCUCUCCAAUUUAAUAAAUAUUAGCUACAAAGUUAUGAGGAUAGUGGCUGAUGCUACGCCUGAAUUAGUUGAUGGCCUCAAAAAGUUCUUCAUUAGUCUUUUUGAACAUCCUGCUGGAAAACUUGGCUGGGAGCCCAAGCCAGGCGAGAGCCACUUGGAUGCCUUGUUGAGAGGAGAGCUACUGACUGUGCUUGCUGAGCUUGGUCAUGAGGGUACUCUCAAUGAAGCUAUCAGGCGUUUUGAAGCAUUCUGUGCUGACAGGAAUUCACCACUUCUACCACCUGAUACCAGAAAGGCUACAUAUACUGCUGUGAUGCAAAAAGUCACUGCAUCAAAUAGAUCAGGCUAUGAAGCUCUUCUAAAAGUAUACAGAGAGUGUGAUCUGAGCCAGGAGAAGGGACGCAUAAUAGGUUCACUGGCAUCCUGUCCAGACCCAGAAGUUGUUCUCGAAGUCCUCAACUUUUUAUUGUCUUCUGAGGUUCGAAGUCAAGAUGCGAUUUUUGGAUUGUCAGUCAGCUCUCAGGGGCGUGAAACUGCUUGGAAAUGGCUUCAGGAUAAGUGGGAUUACAUUUCGAAAACAUGGGGUUCUGGUUAUCUAAUCACCCGCUUUAUCAGUGCGAUUGUGUCACCAUUUUCGUCAAUUGAAAAGGCAAAAGAGGUCGAGGAAUUUUUCGCAAGUCGAAUGAAACCUACAAUUGCGAGAACGUUGAAGCAGAGUCUUGAGAGAGUUCAAAUCAACGCAAGAUGGGUACAGGCCAUUCAGAAGGACAACCAACUUGCAACACUUGUGCAGAAUUUGUCACAGAGAAAUUGAUGGAAAACGGGAUCCUGCUUUUCCGCUUUCACAGAAAUGAUUCACGAUAGGAACUAGCUGUUAGAUACCCAAAUAAAAGAGAGAACCUCUGUGACGGUUUGAGCUUGGUUCGAGUUUGUUUGAACAUGGUCUGAUCGUUAGAACGUUGCUAUUUUUUUUAAUGCCUUCUGGUAGAAAUCCGUUGAUGUACGAUAAACUAUGCUGUAUGAUUGUUUCAGAAUCUCGAGCUGUUGUUUGUGUGUUUGGACGUUUUCGUUAUGUGGUCUUCCUACACUUAUUUGAGUUUAUUGUCCAUGGUAGACACUGCACGCUUUUGAAAAACUGGUCAACUUGUUAAUGUUCAAUGUUUGAUUGUGUCUAA
Amaranthus tricolor (Joseph's coat) is the source of this 3117-nucleotide messenger RNA. Its product is annotated as aminopeptidase M1. The coding region runs from base 153 to 2756 and encodes 867 amino acids. Gene Ontology annotation, cellular component: cytoplasm. The transcript is spliced from 19 exons. Gene Ontology annotation, biological process: proteolysis; peptide catabolic process. The record is from RefSeq and is a predicted model, not a curated record. Lineage: Eukaryota; Viridiplantae; Streptophyta; Magnoliopsida; Caryophyllales; Amaranthaceae. Gene Ontology annotation, molecular function: metalloaminopeptidase activity; peptide binding; zinc ion binding.